Messenger RNA from Gadus chalcogrammus (walleye pollock), 1931 nucleotides. RefSeq names its product ArfGAP with FG repeats 1b (gene agfg1b). Bases 322 to 1728 code for a protein of 468 amino acids. NCBI's taxonomy places the organism in Eukaryota, Metazoa, Chordata, Actinopteri, Gadiformes, Gadidae. The record is from RefSeq and is a predicted model, not a curated record. Gene Ontology annotation, molecular function: GTPase activator activity. The transcript has 12 exons.
AUCAACUUUAUAUACAGUAUAUACCUAAGUUAUCAUGUAAUUACAAGACAUAAGAUUAACAUUCUUACACUUGCAGCAUUCCAAUCCAAUAGGUGGCGACUGUGUGCAUGAAGUUAUGUAUUCCUCCUCUUUCCCACUCGGAAGAAGUCAUUCAUCAGUCAGCCAACAGUCUCCCCCAAACUAGACCUCUCGGCAAGGUGUCUGGCCGCCGCCGUCGCGGUACGUCUCCCCGGUAGACAGUCCCUCCAUCCCCUCACCCACGUGACCUCACCUUGAUACCUCCAGCUGACAGUAGCAGUGAAGCAGUAGUAGUAGUGGGUCAUGGCGACGAGUGCGAAACGAAAACAGGAGGACACACAUCUGAAGAUGCUCCGGGAGAUGACCAGCCUUCCCCCGAAUCGGAGAUGCUUCGACUGCGACCAACGUGGCCCGACCUACGCCAACAUGACCGUGGGCUCGUUCGUCUGUACCACUUGCUCUGGGGUCUUGCGAGGGCUGAAUCCCCCACACAGAGUAAAGUCCAUCUCUAUGACCACAUUCACACAGCAUGAGAUCGAGUUCCUACAGAAACACACCAAUGAGGUCUGUAAACACAUCUGGUUGGGUCUCUAUGACGACAGGACCUCAGUUGUUCCUGACUUCCGGGAACCGCAGAAAGUGAAAGAAUUCCUUCAGGAGAAAUAUGAGAAGAAAAGAUGGUAUGUCCCCCCGGAGCAGGCCCGGCCAGUGUCCACCGUCCAGGCCGGCGUGUCGGGCUCCUCGGCCAGCAGCACCGGCAGCACCCCGGAGGUCCAGCCCCUCAAGACCCUGCAGCUCACCAAGACCCCCCCACGCAAGUCUCCUGGACUGGGUCGCACCAAGGUGCACCUCGGUGGGCAGGAGAAGAAGUUUGACCUGCUGUCUGCCCUGGGAGGGGACAUCUUUGCCGGUCCGCCCGCGCAAGCCGCCGGCUCGGCCAACUUUGCCAACUUUGCACAUUUUCCGACGCAAUCAGCUGCCUCUCAGGGUCAUUCAAAUGCCAACUUUGCCAACUUCGAGGCUUUUGGAAACUCUGGAAUCCCAUCCCAUCUGAGCACGUCACCCUCCACCUCAUUUUCGUCAGGGGGUGGAAUUCCCAUCCCCUCCAUCUCCAGUGUGGUUCCCUCCCAGUGCCAGAUGGGCAGCUCCUCCGAGGACCGCUACGCUGCCCUGGCUGAGCUGGACAACCAACUCAGCUCCUCAGCCCCCACCGGCAGCAAUGUGCAAGGGAAUGUCUUUGGACCGGCGUUGGGGAGCUCGCCCGCACAAACUCAAUCCGUCUUAACCAGCAUGCAACAUGGCUUCGGAGCGGUACCUUCCACAAACCCCUUUGUUCCCUCAGCCGUCGCCCCAGAGAUGGCCAACAAUCCUUUCCAGAGCAACGGCAGACCUCCUCCUCCAGCCUCUUUCGCGACUGGCUCUAUGAGCAUGCCUGCUGGCUUUGGGAAUGCCCCCUCCUACUGCCUCCCGACCAGUUUCAGCGGAAGCUUCGGGCAGCCCUUCCCUGGCCAGGCCCCAGGCCCCUACCCCCAGCCUGGGGCCUACCACCCACAACCCAAUGGCCCUGUUUACCCCAUGUACGGUCACACCAAGCCCACCAUGGCCCCCUUUGGCCAGGCUGGGGCCGGCCAUGGCCUGUCUAACAACCCCUUCAUGGCCUCUACUGGAGCGUUCUCUGCUGGAGGAUCCUCCAGCAACCCCUUCCUGUAGCACACCUUCCAGUCCCCGCCACCGGGGGGCAGCAUGCAGCACAUACUCUACACUCCCACACACUGUCUCGUACAGCUAGUGACAGUACAUUUUCUCAAACAAAAAGACUAAUAAUCAAAGAUUUUUUAUUUUAUUUCUUAGAGAAGAAGAAAAAACGUUUACAUGAACACGAUGAAGGAAUUAUAAAGGACUAUUACUCAAGA